ACAAGAGAAGACCGCAAUAUUCUGCUUCUCCAGCACGGUCUCGCACGCUUUCCAAGCCACAGCUACAUGUGCUUCUCGGACACGCCUGGAAGUGAUGCGAUCGAUUAGGUACUUAUCUAGGAACCUUAUCGGGAUCGAACCACCAACAGAAGAUUCGCCGAAGACAAUCAACCGUGAACAAUGCUCGCAAAAUAAAGGCGAUCAAAUAAUCUUGCGCCGAAUCGGUCACGAGACAGGGCGACUAUCGAUCUCAUCAAGCUUAAAACAACUGCUUACAAUGGCCAUCCAUGUCUUUCAUGCUGUCGACCUCUACACGAAGCUUCACUUCGUAUGUAACACCACUUGUGGAAGCUCAUUCGAGCGCUGUACGUUCUCAAGAAAUCUCCACUACUCUGGUACAAAGAGCUUAGCCAAACCCUUACUGAAGUCGGACUGUGCGAAGUCAAAGAUGCACCAUGCAUGUAGAAGAAGGAUAAGCUUCUCGUCUUCUUCUACGUUAACCUGUUUUAUCAGUGAGCGCCCCACCUCAGUGAGCGCCCCACGAACACCAGCGAGGCGUACGCGCAGCGACGUAGCUUAGCACCACAACACAAAUUUUGUACUCU
Messenger RNA from Didymella exigua CBS 183.55, 605 nucleotides. RefSeq lists its product as uncharacterized. NCBI's taxonomy places the organism in Eukaryota, Fungi, Ascomycota, Dothideomycetes, Pleosporales, Didymellaceae. The record is from RefSeq and is a predicted model, not a curated record. The transcript has a single exon. The coding region runs from base 95 to 580 and encodes 161 amino acids.